Messenger RNA from Lycium ferocissimum, 1487 nucleotides. Its product is annotated as bifunctional riboflavin kinase/FMN phosphatase-like. The coding region runs from base 13 to 1164 and encodes 383 amino acids. Gene Ontology annotation, molecular function: riboflavin kinase activity; sn-glycerol 3-phosphatase activity. The record is from RefSeq and is a predicted model, not a curated record. The transcript has 10 exons. Lineage: Eukaryota; Viridiplantae; Streptophyta; Magnoliopsida; Solanales; Solanaceae. Gene Ontology annotation, biological process: glycerol biosynthetic process; riboflavin biosynthetic process.
ACCAACACAAAAAUGGGCGAUCUUCAUUCUGCUGAAAACAAUGGACAGGCCCAUAUUUCAGCCGUCAUUUUUGAUUUGGAUGGUACCCUUUUGAGCACAGAGCACUUGACAAAGGAAAUCUUGAAGGAAUUUCUGGCUGGAUAUGGGAAGGUGCCAGAUGAGGAGAAGGAAAAGAAAAGAUUGGGCAUGGCCCAGAAAGAGUACGCUAUCGGCAUUGUCAGUGAUUACGACCUUCCUCUCACGCCCGAUCAGUAUAUCCAAGCAAUCAUGCCCUUUUAUCAUAACAAGUGGUCGCAAGCCAAAGCACUUCCUGGUGCUAAUCGCCUUAUAAGACAUUUCCAUAAGCAUGAAGUUCCCUUCGCCCUUGCUUCUAACUCCAUAAGGAAAAACAUAGAUGGGAAAGUCUCUCUCCAAGCAGGGUGGAAAGAAUACUUUAAAGUAAUUCUUGGAAGUGACCAGGUUAAAUCAGGGAAGCCUUCUCCAGACAUAUUUCUGGAAGCUGCAAAGCAAAUGGGUGCAGAUGCAGCUCACUGCCUAGUGAUAGAGGAUUCUGUCAUCGGUGUCAAGGCAGGCAAGGCUGCUGGAAUGAAGGUGGUAGCUGUGCCAUCUUUCCAUUCUGAAUUUGAUCAAUAUCCAAUAGCUGAUUCAGUGCUUCGCUCACUCCUAGAGUUAAAGCCAGAACUAUGGGGUCUCCCACAAUUUGAAGACUGGGUAGAUAAUGCGUUGCUGGUUGAACCUGUUUCUUUCAAGGGUCUGUACAAAAAUGGCCUCCUCCAUGAUUUUGCAGAUGAUGGGCCAUCAUCUCUACCCGAUCAAGUUUUUGGUGUUUAUUUUGGCUGGGCAAAACCUGAGGCGUACAAGUUCAUAAAGAUUGUUCUUGGCGUUGGUUGGGGACAUGGCUGCUGCAGUUCUAAGAGGAAGAUGCAAGCUUGUAUAGUUGAUUCAAGUGACGAGCAGAUCCAGGAUUGCAAAAUGGAAGUUGUGAUUGUAGGCUACAUCAGAGGAUCAUGCGAUGAGGGAAAAUGGGACAAAAUUGAGAUACUUGAGGAAGACAAGUCAAUUGCCAGUGCUGCAUUGAAUCUGCCUGAAUUCUCGCUUGGUGCAUUCAAGUCCCUCUUUUCUGAAGUUGCUUUACAAGAUGAUUGCAACCUUAAUGGAAAAUGAACAAGUAUUUGAUUGGCAUUAGCACAGCAAAUAGUUACAUCUGUUACCCUGAAGGAGAAUGGAAAAAACAAGAAAUAAUUUUGAUAAUCAGAACUUAAAUUGAUCAUGGUUCUGGUUCUGGCUAGCGUACUCUUCAAGGAAGUUUAUGGAAGAGUGGCUUGCCUACCAAUUCUUCUGUAAAAUUAAUAUAGUCCCAUCACCCAUGCAAUGUAUUUCAUAGUUACUAACUCACUAUUAGUGCUUUGCCAGUGGAUUGAAAAUAAUGAAAUUUUGUGUUCAGUUUGCAGUUUACCCUUUUACUCUAUGUUCACAUGGUAGGUGAA